AUGUGGUCCAAAGUAUUCCUAGCAACGCUUCUGCUAGGGUUGACGUUGGCGGAGAAGAAAAACGUAACCGAAAAGUCGAUCGAUGGUGGGGCGAAAGAAAAGCGCCAAACGGAGCACGAAACCCGCUCGAUACCGCUGUCGCUAAUUGCGAACCGUCGCCAGCAGGGACUGCACCAGCAACCGCAGGAGUACUAUCAGAGUGAGGAAGCACCGGGACCGUUCUAUGCACCCCAAACGAACGGUGGUCAACCCUACAAACCCUCGGCAGUUGCCCACAAACCGGGUGCCUCGCAGGAGCAACCACAGUACCAGGAGCUUCCUCCCGAGUACAUCAGUCUGCUGCAUCAGCUCGCUGAGCAUCAGCCUAAGGCAGCGGCAUUAAAGCAAGGCAAGGCCAUCAGCCAACAGUACGAGCCCCAGAGCCACGCUCAGCAUCCGAAGCCCAGUCAGGUCCAGUAUAUCACCGAGGAAGAGUAUGCACAACUGCUGAAGCAAGCCCAACAGCAACCAGGACCCGUUGCGCCACCACAAUCGCCAUCUCACCACCAUCCGCAUCACCAGCACCAGCCUCAACCUCAACCACAAGGCCUGCAGGCGUACGGAAGACCUUCAACUCACGGUGCCGGAGGCCCCGCAGGUUCUCAUAAGUACCGUCCAGCGAUCCAGCUGUUGGAAACGGGCGAAGAACAAUCGGGUGCUUACGGUCAACCGGACGGCGAGCAGUACCGCAUCCAGUACAAGAGCAUCCAACAGGCCGGCACAGUGACACCCGUCCCGAAGCCAGUUAGCUCCUUUUCCUUCGAAAACGAACUCGCUAAAUUGGUGGAAUCUAACCGACCGCUAGCGUACCACCAGGUACCGCAUCAUCCUGGUCGGCACGAGGGACAACAUGACGCUCAACGGUACGGUCCUACGCCGAGCCCGCAAUCGCACGAGUACACCUACGUCCAAGCCGGAGGUCCUGCUCAUGAUCAUGGUGCCCCACAUCCACCGAAGCAAUCGAUUAAAGCGCAGUAUAUUGCUCCAUUUGCGCAAGGAUUGCCACUGACGGGUCCGAAGAUAAGCCCAGCUCAUCUGCAGGUAGGACCUCAGAAGUUCGUUGACAGUCCAGCACCGAAGUAUCAGUUUAUUGCUCAGCCCGAGUCGGGACCGUCGAAAGCACAUCAUCAGCAUCAUGCUCAACAUCAGCACCUGCAGCAGCAGCAACAACAGCAGCAACAACACCACCAUCAGGCUCCUGCGCACCAGGGUCAGCAGUAUUUUGCUGAGGUAUCACCGAAACAGCACCCAGGCACACCAUCGCCGAAGAUCCAGUACUACGUGCCGAAGGAGAAGAACGUGCAGAUCUACUAUCAGCAGGCGCAACAGCAGCAACAGCAGCAGCAGCAGCAGCAUUCGGUGAUCGAGCAACAUUCACCGCAGCAUCCGAUGAAGAUCGUCGAAGCGCCACAACUCCAGAAUGAGAAGCCACAAAAGACGGCUCAAUCGCACCAUCGUUCAAAGCCCGCCGAACAGCAGCAAGUCCAUCAGCACCGUUAUGCGACCCGUGAGAAGCAACCGGAACCUACCGAUGCUCACGUUCCAUCUCGAUCGGCAAUCUACGUUUCGCAGUCCACGGGAGUCAAUCAGGCUACGGCAGCGGCUACUCCGGCUCCGGCGGCGCAUUAUGGCGGUGAGAAGCACGGCCACAAGAUCCCACCGAAGAUCGAUCGUCCCUUGACGCAGGAAGAGUUCCAAGCGCUGGUAGAUGCCGGGUAUUCCGUCGUGCCUGUGCCAGUGCCAGUGCCCGUGCCGAUAUCGCAGUACCAACAGCAGGCCGGAGCCCACGCCGGUGUACCUCAUCCGGGACCACGUGGUGGACCGCAUCCUACGCCGGCUGGAGUAUCCCGACAGGCGGCUCAAGCCUCGCGUUAUCACCUGCACCAGCUGGCGACGGCUGAGAACAACCCAAACCAGGUGGUCACGUACUUGCGCCCGUUGCAUCUGGAUCCGUUCUCGGCUGGUGUGCGUGGACCGCACAAAGCUGCUCCUUAG
Molecule: messenger RNA, 2034 nt
Organism: Anopheles nili
Lineage: Eukaryota; Metazoa; Arthropoda; Insecta; Diptera; Culicidae
Product: neurogenic protein mastermind
Exons: 4
Coding region: 1-2034 (677 amino acids)
Source: RefSeq, a predicted model, not a curated record